AGCUUCCGGUUUAGUCACAUUCAUUGUCAAGGCUCGCCGACAUUAACAGCGGAUCACUUCGCAAGAGGCUAAGCGUUGGUCUUGGCAGACAGACAGCAAUCCACCUAUAUACACGUCCGUACUGUGACUGCACAUUUCUAAUGCAUUGCAAACUAUGACUUUGCACAUUUCUAAUACAUUUACAAACGACGACUUUGCACAUUUCUAAUACAUUUACAAACGAUGACUUUGCACAUUUCUAAUACAUUAUAUAAAUCGGUUGAUCAUUGCUUCAGUCCUAAGAAGAUAUUGCAUCGGUGUCACAUAUACAAGCAGGUGAUAUCCGGACAAAGUUCAGGUCCAUUCUACCUUACGUGAUCAAAAGCCACUGCUACUUAGUAAGGAAUUAAGACAUCAAAAACAUCAAAGAACAUGGCACCUCGAGUGGCUGUUGUUACUGGGUCUAAUAAAGGCAUUGGCUUUGCUAUAGUCAGGGCCCUUUGUAAGGAGUUUAAUGGAGAUGUGUAUCUUACAGCGAGAGAUGAGAACCGUGGACAGGAUGCAGUGAAGCAACUGAACAAUGAGGGUCUUAGUCCCAAGUUUCAUCAGCUCGAUAUUGACGACAAUAGCAGCAUUGAGCGUUUGCGAGACUUUCUGCAAGAUACUUAUGGUGGUUUAGAUGUACUGGUGAACAAUGCUGGCAUUGCUUUCAAGGUGGAUUCAACAGCACCCUUCCCUGAACAGGCUGAAGUAACCAUCAAAACUAAUUUUUGGAGCACACUAAAUGUUUGUGACAAACUGUUUCCAAUACUGAAGCCCCAUGCAAGGGUGUGUAAUGUAUCUAGCAUGGGAUCCCAAAUGUCAAUAGCAAAGUGUUCUCCUGAGCUGAAGGCAAAGUUCAAAGACCCAAAACUUACAAUGGAUGGACUUAAGAAACUAAUGGAGGAAUUUGUCAGUUUGGCCAAGGAGAACAAACAUGUGGCUGCAGGAUGGCCUAACACAGCCUAUGGUGUGAGCAAGAUUGGUGUCACUGUCAUGUCCUUCAUCCAGCAGAAGGAGCUUGAAGGAAGAGAAGAUAUUAUUGUUAAUGCAUGCUGCCCUGGUUAUGUAGCCACAGACAUGUCAAGCUUCAAAGGACCCAAAACAAUUGACCAAGGUGCGGAGACUCCUGUGAUGUUGGCCCUCAUUCCUCCAGGUGCAGCCUCUCCUCGUGGAAAAUACCUGUCAGAGAAGACGGUCCAAAACUGGGGCUAAAAAACUGUUUAUGUCUGUUGUUUUUUAAAACUGUUUACAGACUUUCUUAUGCACAUUACAAUACUAAACUCAGGAUAUGUCUUUUUUCUGCAAUCUAGAUUGCAAUUCUCAUAUGCUCCUUUUAAGCAGGCUCUCGCAGCUGAAGUCAAUA
Messenger RNA from Pomacea canaliculata, 1384 nucleotides. Its product is annotated as carbonyl reductase [NADPH] 1-like. The record is from RefSeq and is a predicted model, not a curated record. The transcript has 9 exons. The coding region runs from base 412 to 1233 and encodes 273 amino acids. Lineage: Eukaryota; Metazoa; Mollusca; Gastropoda; Architaenioglossa; Ampullariidae. Gene Ontology annotation, molecular function: carbonyl reductase (NADPH) activity.